Messenger RNA from Exophiala dermatitidis NIH/UT8656, 1506 nucleotides. RefSeq names its product aldehyde dehydrogenase (NAD+). Lineage: Eukaryota; Fungi; Ascomycota; Eurotiomycetes; Chaetothyriales; Herpotrichiellaceae. Bases 1 to 1506 code for a protein of 501 amino acids. The record is from RefSeq and is a predicted model, not a curated record. The transcript has 2 exons. Gene Ontology annotation, molecular function: oxidoreductase activity, acting on the aldehyde or oxo group of donors, NAD or NADP as acceptor.
AUGGCAGACCUCAAGGUCGAUCUCACCGCUCCCAACGGCAGGAAGAUCACUCUGCCAACUGGACUCUUCAUCAACAACGAGUUUGUCAAGUCCAGCUCGGGAGAGAAAAUCACCAGCAUCAAUCCCUCAGACGAGUCGGAAAUCUGCUCCGUCGAAGCAGCCUCCGCAGACGACAUUGACAAAGCCGUUAAAGCGGCUCGAGCGGCAUUCAACGAUCCAUCAUGGCGCGAUCUGCCGGCUACAGACCGAGGAGCGCUGAUGUACAAGUUUGCGGAUCUGCUGGAAGCCAACAAGGAAACCCUAGCCACUCUCGAGACAUGGGACAACGGCAAACCGUACAGCGUAGCCCUCAACGAAGACUUGGGCGAAGUGGUCGGCACAAUCCGCUACUACGCCGGAUGGGCCGACAAGAUCCACGGCGAAACCAUCCCGACCAACCCGCAGAAAUUCGCAUAUACUCUCAAACAACCCAUCGGGGUAUGUGCGCAGAUCAUCCCCUGGAACUACCCGCUUGCCAUGGCGGCAUGGAAACUAGGACCAGCUCUUGCAUGCGGCAACACGGUGGUCCUGAAACCGGCCGAACAGACCCCUCUGUCCAUUUUGUACUUGGCCAAAUUGAUUCCCGAGGUGUUUCCUCCGGGCGUGGUCAACAUUGUGAAUGGCUACGGUCGGGAAGCCGGCCAGGCCUUAGCCACGCAUUUGGACGUGGACAAGAUCGCUUUCACGGGCAGCACCAUCACGGGCAAACACAUCAUGAAAGCGGCCGCCGUCAACAUGAAGAACAUCACGCUCGAGACCGGAGGCAAAUCCCCAUUGUUGGUUUUCGACGACGCCGACCUCGAGCAGGCCGCCAAAUGGGCCCAUAUCGGCAUCAUGUCGAACCAAGGCCAAAUCUGCACGGCCACCUCGCGCGUCAUUGUGCAAGAGGGAAUCUACGACAAAUUUGUCGAACUGUUCAAAAAAGUCGUCCGCGAGACUUCAAAAGUCGGCGACCCGUUUUCAGACGACACGUUCCAAGGACCGCAAGUCACAAAGGCCCAAUACGAGCGUGUGUUGAGUUAUAUUGAAAGCGGCAAGGAAGAAGGAGCCACACUCGCGUCCGGCGGUGUGCCCUACAAGAAUGUCGGCGGCGGUAAAGGCUUUUUCAUCGAACCUACCGUCUUUACAAACGUCAAAGAUAACAUGAAGAUCUACCGCGAGGAGAUCUUUGGUCCUUUUGUCGUAGUGGCUUCGUUCAAGACUGAGGAGGAUGCUAUUCGCAUGGCAAACGACACUACCUAUGGUCUGGGCAGUGCCGUGUUUACCACUGAUAUCGAGCGCGCCCAUCGUGUCGCCGCCCGCAUCGAGGCCGGCAUGGUCUGGAUCAACAGCUCGAAUGACUCGGACUUCCGUGUUCCUUUUGGUGGUGUCAAGCAGAGCGGCAUUGGCCGUGAGUUGGGUGAGGCCGGUCUGGCUGCGUAUACGCAGACAAAGUCUGUCCAUGUCAACUUGGGGUUGAAGUUGUAA